Molecule: messenger RNA, 6144 nt
Organism: Lymnaea stagnalis (great pond snail)
Lineage: Eukaryota; Metazoa; Mollusca; Gastropoda; Lymnaeidae
Source: the annotation of a GenBank genome assembly
GCUUCCUUUUUGUUGUUUUCCUCACAAAGUAAGGGCAGACUUAUAAAAUUACAGCUUUUAAAUCCAAUGUAAUCUUUGUUUAAAAAUUUUAAAAAAUUGUCCUUUUACAGAGAGAAGUAUUAUGUAUUUCAAUAUGUGUUAAAUCUAUGUUCGUUAUAACUGUUAUGAGUAGUUAUUAUAUAAGCCUUAAACUGGAAUUCAGUUUUACUUAAAUUAUGUUGACUUGUUCUAAUUUUAAUAUUUUCAUAAGUAAUAUAAUUUAUCUUUAUAAAUAAUGUAGAAAUGAAAAAGUUAAGUUCCUCAGAUUAGAGGGAAAGCUUAUCUCUAGAAUUAUAGCUGUGUACAUGUACAGUGCCAUUCACUGACAAGUUCCUCAGUUUAGAUAGUAAAAUCAUGACUUUGACUUAGCAUUAUCAUCAGUUAUCAUAAGUUAGACUGUGUUGGAGGCUGAUUCCUAGCAAGUAGAUUUAAAGCUUUUUACCUGUAUUGGCUAGAAAGUUAGAGCUUUGUACCUGUAUAGUGUGCAAUUCACAAUUUGGAAUUGUUACAUGUUUUUUUAGGGUUUGUUCCAACUUGAAGCAGCCUUAAGUUAGGGCCGGCCAUAGGCCUAAUUUGGCUAAUAAAUUAUAAAUAAUUGCAGCUUCUCAGAGCUCAAUUGUCAAUGUUAUUGUGGCAAUGCACACAACAAUCAACACUUCCUCUUGUUUUCACCCUCAACACGCCAUUGUCACUAGAUUAUUAUAACUAAAUUUUUAGUCAAAAUCAAAGUAUGUGAUAAGGCUUAACUGCUGUGCACAAUUUGAGUAGAAGCAAUAAAUAAAAAUAAAGAUGAAACUGACCGUUGUUGUCCUCUCUCUUAUUUUAUUUUUGGUGUUCUUGCAUAUUCUAUCAUAGUUAGUAUAGCCUAUCUUAAUAUCUAAGAAAAGCCAACAUCAAAGUCGUUAUGCUCAUUGAUUGCGGUAAAAUCCUAAAUAAUAUUUGAAGUAAAAAAAAAGGGGGGGUAAACAUUAAAUGGAACUGAGUAAAUAUCUAAUAAUGAACAUUCAUUUGGUUGUUAUUUUUACCAACGAAGUGUCUACACGUCCGGCGCGCCGGAAAAAUAGUGCGCAAGAUAUACGUCCGGCGUCAUGUCACGUGACCGCCGGACGGCUAGUAGUUUUUAUAAUUCCGAACGAAGUGCAGUUUGGUAGAUCUUGUGUGGUCUACUGGUAUAGUGGUCGCUUGACGUUAUGAUGAUUUGACGAUCAAUACCUGUCUAGGAUCGUUUUUUUCCCCCAUUUUAAUUAAAAGUAUUUUAUACUAUAUUUAUAUAAUUAUGUUCAUCAGCAAUAGUAGUUUCAUGAGAAGUUUUUAAAUAUCUUGUAGCAAUUGAAACAAUUUAAAAUGAAAUUUUUUACUUUUAUUGGUUGCCUACUCCAUACUCAUACUGGCCCCUAAUUUAUUUUACGGAUUACUCAAAUUACUGGUACACAAACUCAAAUAAAAAACUAAACAAAAAUGUUUACAAGCCACUUUCACUUAAGUUUUUUUCUAUCAUUUGCAUGCAAGAUACUCGGUACAUUACUUGGUAGAGAAAUAGAUUUUAAAAUUAACAAUAGUUUUGAAUCAUUCGUGGUCACGUGACAAGGCUGACCGACAAGAUAUCUCUCGCCACUUGUUGCGGCGGUCAUGUGACUUGGUCACCGGACAAAUAGUGCGGGAGAUAUAUGUCCGGCGCGCCGGAUGUGUAGACACUGUCUAAAAAAAAAGGACAAACAAACUCAACAUUUGUUGGUUUGUAGCAUAUUCUAAAUUCACUGUCUUAUUACUCAACUUACUGAACUUACUGUCCCUAAGUUCCUUGAACUACUUAACACAUUUAGGCUUAAUGAUCUGUUAGCCUCAUUUGGUUCUUCUCUGACUCCUCUCAUUUAAAAUUAGGCAUGAUAUGUUUAGGCUUAGGAAUUGGUGUUGAUUGAUUGGAUUAUUAAUUUAAAAUUUUUAAGUGACUGAAUAAGGGAGUGGAGCCCUCUGUUUGAUUUGGUUUCAGAGGGUGCAAUUUGUGAACGAGCUAUAAUAGUAAUACAUAUUACAUUACCUGUUUCUUUACUUUUGUCAACACAUCAUUAUCACAAGAUUACUAUUUAUUCUAAAAUAUCAGUAAAAUGUAUAUAAUUUCCAGUUAGGGUUUGGGUUAUAUCUAAGGGAUACAAUAAAGUUUAUACAUUCAUCCCAAUUUUUCAUUUGGCUCUGACUAAUUUGAUAAGGAAGCAUUGAGCUCUACCCAUGGCAUAUCAUCUGCCUUUAAAAUUAUGCAGUUAAGCCUAAUUAAUGAUUAGUAACAAUUAAUUGUCUAAACCUAGAAGAAUAUGGCAGUGGCUUAGCAUAAAAUAAAUUAAUGAAUUGCUAAAUAGUGCCUAGGAUAUACAUUUAAGUCUUACUUUCAUUUUAGAGAAUGGCCCCAAGGAGAGGAAAGCCCCAAGCGCAAGAACAGGUGGUUCUGGGACCACAAGCAAAAGAAGGAGAAAAUGUCUUUGGUGUUGCGCACAUUUAUGCCAGUUUUAACGAUACUUUUGUACAUGUGACUGAUUUGUCAGGAAAGUAAGUAGCCUAAAGGCCAUUUCAAAUUUUAUAAAGCCUAGUUAUCUAUCUGUAUAUUUAUAAUAGUAAGCUUAGUGCAGAGCUUAUGAAGCUUUUAAUUAGUCUUAUUCUUAUAUGCAAUAAUUUAAAAGAUCAAAUAGUUUGUACAUUUUAUUUUCUUGUAGGGUGACAAAAGAUAUUCAAAGCUGUCAAUUGUGGGAAAAAAAAUAAAUCUUACCAUUGCGUAUUGCAGUUUUUUUAAAUCUUACAUAAAUUUUAAAAAUAAAAAAAACUUAACACUUUUAUUUCAGGGAAACAAUCGCUCGUGUAACUGGUGGUAUGAAGGUAAAAGCUGAUCGUGAUGAAGCUUCCCCAUAUGCUGCUAUGUUGGCUGCCCAAGAUGUAGCUGAGCGCUGUAAAGGUCUGGGAAUUACCGCUCUGCACAUUAAGCUGAGAGCUACUGGUGGUAAUAGGUAAGCUUUGAAAUAUUGCAAUCAGGCCUAUGACAUUCCUAUAAUUGUCUAUACGAAUCUGCAAAGGCAGCCCCUUGCAUUUUACCAAACUUUAUUAUGGUGGCAUGGGCAAGCAAGUUAAAGAACCAGACCUGUUCAAUUUUGAGAUGUCUUUUACCACUGAUUUCCUGAACCAACACACCCAGAGAGUUAAAAUAAAAACAAAUUUAUUCAGCUUUUCGGCACCUUAUCUCCAUAUGAUAUGGUAUUAAUCAAAUACUCUCCUACUGUUUCUCAAUUUCCCUGUAUUUCUUCUUUUUUUUUUCCUUAGAUUUUAUGUACAGUAUCUCUAAAUAUUUUGGUCCGUUAAACCUAAAUAUUUUGGUCCGUAAAGAUUCUGAACCUUAUUUUUUACAGUACUAAUAUUAUUCUUUCACCCUGUAAUCUACUUCCUGCAACAACAAAGGAGAUCUAUUAGGUUUUUACUGAGCUCUGUUUCUUGUUGUAUUUUCAUUUGUCCUGUUCGCUAAGCCGAAAUGUUCACAUAUUAUUGUCCUGUCUUUUGAUUCAAGCUUUUAACAUCUUGUUCUACUAUUUCUUUUACCAUUUGUAUUCUGAGAUCCAUCUGAACUAAGAUUUUUAAGAGACUGUUAGAGAAAAAUAAGUACAUCAGUUGUUGGUUUUAGCUAGUCCUUUCUACAUACAUCGGUGAGUGGUCCGCGAAAUACGAUUUGUUAGGGCUAUUCAAAUUUAUACUGUAUUUACAAUUACGAUACAGGCUUGUUUGUGAUUUUGAUAUGAUUAAGUACAAUCCUGAAAUUAUAUUGAUCUAUUGUGGGAGUUCCAUGGUAACCAAGUCUGGCAAACUUAUAAUAAAGCAAUUUACAACAUGUACAAGAAUAAAAGCAACAAACAUUGUGUAAGUCUAUACUGGGUACUUAUUCAAUACUGAUACUUGAAGCCUUUGAACAAAAUUUUUCUUGGCAAAAACAAAGAAAAUAAGUUUUCUGUGGAGUAUAGCCGGAUAAAAAGUUAAGAACGUCCUCUAUGGCGGAUGUUCUGCAGUGAAAAAAAAUGUUGCUCCCAAUUCGCUACUGAAAAUCAGUUUCUUAAGGCCCAGGUGGUCAUGCUAUAUUGAAAUAAAGCAAAUAAUGUCAUUAGUUUAUAUCCUGAAGCUGACAGUUGUGUGUACUUAAUCUCUUGGGGGGGGGGGGGGGGUUCAUAGGGGAUUGUGCUUGGUGAUGCCAAUGCCUGCUUUUCCGAUGUAAUAAAGUAAGCUCUAUUAUACAGCCCAUCUUUUUUGGAACAAAUAUGUUGGCCACAUGGCCCAAUUAUUUUGUAUACCUGUUUUACGUUUUUUCUUCAAAUUAAUAUUUAGAUAAGAACUGAACUGAAAUUUUUUAUGUUUUAGGCAAACAAACAAGGGCACUGACUGAAAUAUUUUAAUCCUUUACACUACAGUUUUAAAAAUAACUGUGCACCUAACAUUUCAAUUGACUAUUUAAUUUUUUUAAAGGACUAAAACCCCUGGACCUGGAGCACAGUCUGCUUUGAGAGCUUUGGCACGUUCCGGAAUGAAGAUUGGUCGUAUUGGUAAGUUAUUUUAUUUUUAUUCAUGUUGCAAACAUCAGAUACAAAUAAAUAAGUUGUAAUAUGAAGUUAUUAAUUACAUGAUUACUGGAUGAAGUGUAAAACAUUUACUUACAGAGAGUAAGAGCUGUUAAUAUAGACUACCCGAAUUCAAAAUUUUCUUUUAACUUGGAACAAGGCACUAAAUUCUUUCAUUGAAUAAUUUUAAUGUCUUUUCUUUGGAACUUAACACCUUGGUACUGUAGUGAAUUUUAUUAAUCUAUUUGACUUGUAUCAAUUGGAAGGUACCUACAUAAUGUGGAUAUGUUCUAAUUGUCGGUGAUAUAAGGUGUGCAAACUUUAUUUCAAUAUUAAGUUUUAGUCAUGUCACAAUUUUUUACAUUUUUUUUAUUUACAGAGGAUGUAACUCCUAUUCCAUCUGACAGUACCAGAAGAAAGGGUGGUCGUCGUGGUAGACGUUUGUAGGCUAAUGUGGACUCUAAUAAAGUAUUCAUGUUUCCAUUACAAUUGUUUUUUUGUAUGUAUUAUUCAAUAUUUGUCCAAAUUUAGUGUACUGGUACUAGUGGUACUGAAACUACUGUGCUUCAUAAUAGUAUUUUUUAUGUUGUUGAGAGUUGUGUUUUCUAAACUGUCUUGUUCAUUAUAUAUAUUUGCUAUUCUGGAAAAACAUGUUUUAUUCCCACAGUACAGGUACUGUAUCCUAAUAGCUAUAAAGGAAUUGUGAGCUCGAGGCAUUAUCAGAUAUAAGUUUAAAACCAAUACCGUGUCUUGCCUAAAUUGAUAGUUAAAUUAUUAUUUUUUGUGUGAAUUAUUUAUAACAGACAUUGUUAAAUCUCAUGAGAAUUGUGGGUCUGGGAACACCAAAGGGCAGACUGAAAUUUUCCAGAGUUGCAGCAUGCUUCAAAAAUGUGCAAAAAUCCAUUUACUAGAAUUAAUUACAAAUUUUAAAAACUCAUAUGAAGCAGUUAUAAGUUUAUGUGAACAUUCUCCCAUGUCUCAAAUGUCUGGGUGCAUUAAAACUUAUUUUAAGUUAAUACUUAAAACGUCAACAACAAAUCAUAGUUAUAGUUUUCUGUUCUAUGACUUGUAAUACGGGUACAUUAAUUCUUUCUCCUACAUGCUGUCAAUGAAAUAGAAAGACUAACCAAAAAAAAAAGAUAUCCAUGCUAUAUUUCACUGCAAUGUUAUUGAUACAAAAUUAACCAAGCUUAACUUAAUCUAUUGAAAUGAUGAUGCCAAAUUAUUACACUUAAGCAGAAAAAACCUUAGGCAUUAAAGUCUCACUACCUGGUACCUAAUUGUAUUUGUUACUCUAACUCUAAUUAGAUAAAGCAAAUUUGAAUUUAUAUAAUGUUGAAAAUUAUUGGCAGACACUCAAACAAAAUACCCAGUAGCCAAAGGGAAAUAUAUAUACCGGUACCUGAAUACCAGUACAUUUUAACAUUAGGUCAAUAUUAAUAUUAAAUUCAGUUUGAAGCCACUUGGUAAUAAGUAUCUUAAUGGUAUUCUACUAUAUUAUUAUUAACUUCUAUUCACUGUAACU